AUGUCGAAAGAAGCUCCCCUUUCCAACGCAGAGCGCGACUUUAUUCUUGAAGCGCUGCGCGAAGAUGUGCGUCUCGAUGGCCGCAACCCCGAUCAAUUCCGCCCGCUGAGCGUUUCCUUUGGCGAUGAAUAUGGACAUGUGAAGCUGCAGCUAGGCAAGACUAGUUUGGUUGUCCGCAUCUCUGCCGAAGUCACAAAACCCCGCGAUGACCGUCCCUUCGAUGGCUUGUUCCAAAUCAAUCUCGAAUUGUCUGCGAUGGGCUCACCAGCCUGGGAGAAUGGCCGCUCCAAUGAUCUAGAAGCUUAUGUCACCCACGUCCUGGACAGCGUAGUCCGUCGUUCCAACGCCCUCGACACCGAAUCGCUUUGCAUCCUCAAAGGCGUGAGCUGCUGGAGUAUUCGCGCCGAUGUGCAUGUGCUGGAUUAUGACGGAAACUUGACCGAUGCGGCCUGCGUCGCGAUCAUGACCGGACUGCAACACUUCCGCCGGCCGGAUGCUGUAGUACGGGAUGGCCAAGUCAUUGUCUAUGGAGUGGAGGAGCGAGUGCCCGUGGCGCUGAAUAUCACACACAAGCCGUUGUCCAUCACAUUCAACUCAUACAAUGAUGGAAAGAGUAUUAUUCUCGACGCAACCCGCAAGGAGGAGCAAGCGUCGGAGGGAGAGCUGGUGAUUGGAAUUAACAAUGGAGGCGAUGUCUGCUUCCUGUCCAAGUUCUCUGGCGCCCCCGUCGAUGCUAUGGAGAUGGUGACCAAGUCUACGGUUGCGCUGGAGAAGGUGAAGGAGAUCAAUGCUCAGAUGGAGAAGGCGAUGCAGACCGACCUGGCGAAACGGGCUAAGCAGGGCAUGGCGGACCUGUCUCGCGCUGAAAAUGACCGGUGA
Molecule: messenger RNA, 879 nt
Organism: Penicillium cosmopolitanum
Lineage: Eukaryota; Fungi; Ascomycota; Eurotiomycetes; Eurotiales; Aspergillaceae
Product: exosome non-catalytic core subunit RRP45
Exons: 3
Coding region: 1-879 (292 amino acids)
Biological process (GO): U4 snRNA 3'-end processing; nuclear polyadenylation-dependent mRNA catabolic process; U1 snRNA 3'-end processing
Cellular component (GO): nuclear exosome (RNase complex); cytoplasmic exosome (RNase complex)
Source: RefSeq, a predicted model, not a curated record